Xenia sp. Carnegie-2017 is the source of this 1676-nucleotide messenger RNA. RefSeq names its product ephrin type-A receptor 4a-like. NCBI's taxonomy places the organism in Eukaryota, Metazoa, Cnidaria, Anthozoa, Malacalcyonacea, Xeniidae. Gene Ontology annotation, cellular component: neuron projection. Gene Ontology annotation, molecular function: ATP binding; protein binding; transmembrane-ephrin receptor activity. The record is from RefSeq and is a predicted model, not a curated record. Gene Ontology annotation, biological process: axon guidance; protein phosphorylation.
UGUCAGAAACAAUUCUUUAUCGUCAUCCAAACUUAAUGUCAUUGUUUCAGAAGGAGAAAACAAAAAAGUGACCUAUUUCAGGCACUUCUAAGAAACGGAGGUAAAAAUUAUGAGUUAGCUAUAAAUUUGCUUAUUUUUAUCUCUUGGGCAAGACUUUGAUCAUAAGGUCUUUUACAAUUCACUCAAUUUCAUUAUUUUUUAACUUGUUUGUAGUAGAGUUGCCAACAACUGGAAAAAAGAUGUACGUGGAUCCGAGCAACUACGACAAACCGGAAGAUGCGAUCGUUGAGUUUACAGCAGAGAUUGAUGCAUCACUUUUGUAUUUGGAGAUGCUAAUUGGUAAAGGAGAGUUCGGUGAAGUAUACAAGGGGUCCAUGACUGGUGCUCUUGGAAAAAAGCAUCCAGUGGCAGUCAAGACACUGAAGAAAGAUACGACGCCAAAAAGCGAGAGGGAUUUUCUUUUAGAGGCUUCAGUGAUGGGACAAUUUGAUUGCCCAAACGUCCUUAAAUUGAAGGGCGUCGUGACAAAAUAUAGACCUUGGAUGAUAGUGAUGGAGUUCAUGUCUAACGGCUCUUUGGACAACUUUUUAAAGGCCAACGAUGGUAGAUUAUCGCAUCUUGAAUUGAUUAGUAUGGCCAAAGGAGUGGGAGUUGGAAUGAAGUAUCUAGCUGAAAUGAAUUUCGUUCAUAGGGAUCUAGCUGCACGUAAUGUACUGAUUGAUGGAAAUCUGGUCUGUAAAGUCUCUGAUUUUGGUUUGUCACGUGAGCUCGAGGAAAAAGAAUCAUCACGUGGAGAAUAUGCCACGACCGGGGGAAAAAUACCCAUACGAUGGACAGCCCCGGAGGCAACAAAGUAUCGUAAAUUUUCCUCUGCCAGCGAUGUGUGGAGUUUUGGUAUUUUUUUAUGGGAGAUCAUGUCGUUUGCUGAGAGGCCAUAUUGGGAUUGGGAUAAUUUCAAGGUUAUGGAAGAGAUAGACAAUGGUUUUAGACUUCCCGCUCCUCUGAAUUGUCCAAAGGGUGUUCAUGACUUGAUGAUGAAAUGUUGGAAGACAGAGCGAGUAGAGCGACCUAGCUUCACUGAAAUAAACAAAAUUUUGGAUGGAUGGAUUGAAAAACCAACAAUGGAAGGUGAUAUUGACCUGUCGUAUGCGCUGCGCAGUUGGCUGGAAUCCAUAAAAAUGGCUGAAUACACUGAGUAUUUUGUAGCAGCAGGUUACCAAAGACCUCGUGAGUUGCAUUCAAUCAAGGAGGGCGAUCUUAAGGAGUGGGGUAUAACCUUAGUUGGACAUCGCAAUAAGAUAAUGAAAGGCAUCAAGAAUUUGCAGGCAAAGAAAAACGGAUGAAAGCCACCAUUCAAAAAGCAGAUAUCUUUAGAAGUAUAAAACUGUAGUUAAUGAUUGCAUAUAGAUCGCUUCAUGCAUGGUGUUGUUGUUGCUACCCAAUGGCAUUUCUAAAUUAAACGUGUAUACAUGCAAAAACGUACGUUCGUCAAAGACAUCCAUUAUUCAUCGCAUUACAAGUAGACUAGCCGUAGCCGAUACGCAAGUUGUACGAGAUUUAGCAUUAGAUAUAAGAUAGCACAUACGUUAGCAUUUUUAUUUCAUAGUCUAAUUUCGUUUUAAUGACGUCAAUAAAAAGUUGUAUAAAAUUAUUCAGAAAUAAAAUAUAGCUACAAA